Messenger RNA from Microstroma glucosiphilum, 956 nucleotides. RefSeq lists its product as hypothetical. Gene Ontology annotation, cellular component: endoplasmic reticulum membrane. The record is from RefSeq and is a predicted model, not a curated record. NCBI's taxonomy places the organism in Eukaryota, Fungi, Basidiomycota, Exobasidiomycetes, Microstromatales, Microstromataceae. The coding region runs from base 104 to 790 and encodes 228 amino acids. Gene Ontology annotation, biological process: endoplasmic reticulum to Golgi vesicle-mediated transport. The transcript is spliced from 3 exons.
CUCGGCUCUCACGCUCCUUUACACUUUCUUCCGAUACUCAUCUUGGCUCGCCAUCGUUUUCCUCUUCCCCUCCCUACCAUUUCAUCCCUUUCCUCUAGCAGACAUGACAGGCCUAGGCACAGGCUUAGUCAUCUCGCUCUCCGCCUUCCUCCUCGGCGUCCUCAGCAUGCACUGGACAGCCGACCACCUCCUCCUCUGGCAAUCUCCCAUCACCCACCAAUCCCUCGUCUCUGCCCAUGCCUACUACUCGCACACCUACGGAGUUAACAGCGGCAGCUUCCUCCCGUCUAGUGUGGGUGGAGGUGAUGGCAGCGCUGAGGUGAAGGAGCAGGGGUUGGUGCUGCAUUCGGCUUGGGCGCUGGGAUGUUUGCUUGUACUUAGCAAGAUCUUCUUUGGCAGAAGACAGAGCAAUUGGCUCUUUGAUGGCGCAAGUCUGUUCCUGUACGGCUCAUGCGGACUGCUCUACUACUCCAAGAUCUUGUCCAAUCUCUCUCACCUUCCUCCCCUCUCCCCCGCCCCGCAAGCAAACCCACAAGACCCACGGGACAGUACUCUCCUCCCCUUGCGGGAGCUCGCAACCUCCAAUGCAGUCCUCGCCGCCGCCCUCAUCGGGGUGGUGGUGCUGCAGUCAGGACAGUACUACUCUGAGCGGCUCGAAGAGAGGGAGAGGAUCGAGGAGGAGGAAGCAAGGUUGGCUAGGAGAAGGAGGAGAUUGGCUGCGCAGGGUGAUAAGGUCAAGGGAGCUGGGGAGGGGCUGGGGAGUGCGGUUGCGAGUGGGGUUAGUGUUUAAGUUGGGGUCUGAUUGGUGAGAAAGAAAGGAGAAGAGGUCCAGAUGACUCAUACUUGGCGCAGAGAGGCAAAAAGGCUGUUACAAGCAAUGGGGAACAGGCGACUUGACUGGACUCAUCACUCGGGGCGUAGCGCAUCGUAAUGCAAUGCAAACAAUUGAUCAAUGU